This is a messenger RNA of Linderina pennispora, 1608 nucleotides long. Its product is annotated as calcineurin. Gene Ontology annotation, cellular component: cytoplasm; calcineurin complex. Bases 1 to 1608 code for a protein of 535 amino acids. Gene Ontology annotation, molecular function: calmodulin-dependent protein phosphatase activity; calmodulin binding. Gene Ontology annotation, biological process: fungal-type cell wall organization; calcineurin-mediated signaling. The transcript is spliced from 4 exons. Lineage: Eukaryota; Fungi; Kickxellomycota; Kickxellomycetes; Kickxellales; Kickxellaceae. The record is from RefSeq and is a predicted model, not a curated record.
AUGGACAUUGACAGCCCUACCAACAAGUCCAUUACCGACAGCAUCGAUGAGUCUGGCGAUGCCACCAUGGCUGACGCGCCGCCAACGAGGGGCCAGCAGGUGGCAACAACCGACCGCAUGAUGCCUGAGGUGGCUCCGCCAGCAACAGCCAUCCCAGAACACUCGGAUGUGUUUGAGAACGGCGACCAGACCAAGCCCAACUGCGACUUCCUGAAGGACCACUUCUUCCGCGAAGGCCGGCUGCGCGAGUCCGACGCACUGGCCAUCCUGGAGGAGGCCACUGCAAUCCUCAAGAGCGAGCCAACCCUGCUGACCCUGAGCUCGCCGGUGACGAUCUGCGGCGACGUGCAUGGGCAGUACUACGAUCUGAUGAAGCUGUUUGAGGUGGGCGGCGACCCGGCGACCACGCAGUACCUGUUCCUGGGGGACUACGUCGACCGCGGGUACUUUUCGAUAGAGUGCCUGCUGUACCUGUACUCGCUCAAGAUCCGGCACCCGGCGUCGUUCUUUAUGCUGCGCGGCAACCACGAGUGCCAGCACCUGACGGACUACUUUACGUUCAAGCUGGAGUGCACGCACAAGUACUCGGAGCGGGUGUAUGAGGCAGCGCUGGGGUCGUUCUGCGCGCUACCGCUGGCGGCGGUGGUCAACAAGCAGUUCCUGUGCAUCCACGGCGGGCUGAGUCCCGAGCUGCACACGCUGGACGACCUGCGGCAGCUGGACCGGUUCCGCGAGCCGCCGACGCACGGGCUGAUGUGCGACCUGCUGUGGGCCGACCCGGUCGAGGACUUUGGGCACGAGAAGAACAAGAGCUACUUUAUCCACAACUUUGCGCGCGGCUGCUCGUACUUUUUCAACUACGCGGCGGUGUGUGCAUUCCUAGAGCGCAACAACCUGCUGUCGCUGGUGCGCGCGCACGAGGCGCAGGACGCCGGAUACCGCAUGUACCGCAAGAGCAAGACCACGGGGUUCCCUGCGGUCAUCACGCUGUUCUCGGCGCCAAACUACCUCGACGUGUACAACAACAAGGCGGCGGUGCUGAAGUACGAGAACAACGUCAUGAACAUCCGCCAGUUCAACAGCUCGGCGCACCCGUACUGGCUGCCCAACUUCAUGGAUGUGUUUACGUGGUCGCUGCCGUUUGUCGGCGAGAAGGUCACGGACAUGCUGCUGGCGAUUCUCGACAUCUGCACCAAGGACGAGCUGGAGGAGAGCGCGACGGACCUGCAGCAGAUGGCGCGGAUCUUCCAUGUCCUCCGGUCGGAAGCCGAGACGAUCAACGAGCUCAAGGGGCUGCUGGGCACGCAGCGGCUCCCGGCAGGCCAGCUGUCGGCUGGUGGACGCGGACUGCGGCAAGCGGUGAUGUCGUUUGAGGAAGCCAAGCGCUACGACCGCGACAACGAGAAGCUGCCGCCGCUGCGCAGGCAGGCAUCGGCCGAACAGCGUGCAGUCACCGACGAGCAGGCUGCAUAUGAGGCUGCAGAGAAGGAAUAUGGCCCAUUAGUGGCCCUGGGCGAACACUUAGACCAACACACGCGCAAUAUGGCCAAGGAUCGUGGGGCAUAUCCAGUUCUAAACCCCUAUAUUUUCGAAUGUACAGCUAUGUAA